This is a messenger RNA of Camponotus floridanus (Florida carpenter ant), 3352 nucleotides long. Its product is annotated as protein sidekick-1. Bases 294 to 1259 code for a protein of 321 amino acids. The transcript has 6 exons. NCBI's taxonomy places the organism in Eukaryota, Metazoa, Arthropoda, Insecta, Hymenoptera, Formicidae. Gene Ontology annotation, molecular function: protein binding. The record is from RefSeq and is a predicted model, not a curated record.
GUGUUCCGCGAAGCGUGAUCGUGUGACGCUGCUGCUCGUUUUGCGCGUGUGUUGGUGACAUUAUUAGAGUGACAGACGGUGGACGGGCCGCGACAGGCCGCGAUGAGUUUGACAGCGGUGGCGACCGACGCUAACAAUAAGUGACGCAUCUCCGGCAAUCUCCGGCUGCGAAGAAGACGAAGCACGAGAGAGCGAUCGAUCGGCGAGAAAUGCGGUCGAGAAGAAUCUCGUAAUAUAAAUAACGCUUCACCAGGGAAUCGCGCGCGCUCGCUCGCUCGCCUUAUUAUGGCAGAAUGGAUGAACGCAAAUUGUUGCCGUUGCUGAUACUCUUCCUGACAAGAUGGCAGGAGACAGUGGCCGUGGUACCGGUACGGCAUGUCGCCGUGGACGUGGGUAGAGACCUGCAGCUGGAAUGUGCCGACGAGAGUGUCCUUUCGCAUCCCGAAGACUCGAAUGCGAGAGUGAUGUGGAUAAGAGAGGGCCGAGAGGAUGGACAAAUCGAGCGGCUGAAGGUUGAGCCAAAUGGUAUGCUAGAGCUGUUGAAUGUCAGCGUGGAUGAUGCUGGCAAUUACUCAUGCACUCUGGACGACGACCGCGAUGCUGUGAAAGCCAGAAUCAACGUGGAAGUCAGAACACCUCCUCCAGCCUUACAUAAUGUGUGGGUCAAGCCAUCCACGAUAUUGGCCAACAUUCUUUGGGAAGUGGCUGGUACUGGCGGUUAUCCUAUCAUAGAUUUCACUGCCGAAUAUCGUUUGAAACCAGCUGCAGGCGAGGAGCCGGAAGAAUGGAAGCCUAUUAUUCCAACACACAUUCCUCCAAAUUCUAGACAAAUAGACGUAUAUCAUUUGGUGCCAAACACUACGUAUUCAUUUCGAGUGUGGGCAACCAAUCAGUUGGGAAGAGGAGAGAUUGUGGAAGUCGAGGGCCAUACGCAUCACAGCGUAGAAGAAUUGGAACUCGCCCGACAUCUUUUAGCCGGCGUAGAGAAUUUCGAUACGCGUGUCUGGGUGGCAGCCGUAGGUAUUGUGAUGGGCACACUUAUGAUUCUUGGUUUAGGUACUUGUUACCUACUGUAUCGCGAGUGCAAGGCACCCUCGCAGCUGGAGGAGCAGGAGGUGAUUGAACUCGUGCCCAACAUUAUUCUAAAUCCGGGAUUUUUCGACGAGCGUACCGAGCACGUACCGCAGGAUGAGAACUUCAACAAUCAGACAACUACUCGCCUCAACAACAACAACGUUGUGCAACCUAGACGGCUUUAGCGUCGUUUUUCGUUUAGUUUAGACUCGCUCCGCUCUAAAGUAAGUAAAUUGGAUGCAGUUUUUCACGUCGUCGUUUCGAACGUAAGCAACCGAAUUUAUCGGAAAGGCCUCGAGUUUGUUAAAAAAAAGAAAAAAGAAAAAAAUAAUGAUCGAUGAAGUUGACACACUAAAAUGGAAGAUUAUUAUAUUAGCGAUUUAACGGCGAAAGGAGAAUACGCUUCGAGCAAAAUUUCGGGUCACUUCGAUAGCUUCGAGUGUCCCAUUAAUUUUCUCGACCUUUCCGUUACAAUCAGAGAUCGAAUGAAAAAAAGAUUAUUAUUCUAAAAGAUUUUUGUAGAAUUUUCGCAACGCGACUUUAAGAAUUCUUUUAAAAUAUCCGAAAAAUCCUUGUUAUUCUUGAAAGAUAAAGAAUGAAACUUUAAUAUUAUGAUUUCAGAUUUGUGUAAAAAUGAAAAAUUUAUUAUGUCGAAAUGAAAACAAUUGAAAAAAAAAAUUUUUGUUUGAUCUCUGAUGCUACGACGCGCAACAAUGAAGUGUUCAAAACCCAAAGUAAGACUUCACAUCAGAUUUCUUUGCGAGAAGAGAUAAUAGAUUUUUUGGAGAUGUUUACUACAGGACGUUCUCUGUCUUUCUAUCUCUCUCGCAUAUUUUCUCGACGAGACAAUGAUUGCUCAGAGUAAUCGAGCUUAAGAGAAGUGGAACUCCUGUGAGCCAAAAGAAUCGUAGUAAGACUGUAAUCCUCUAAGGAUAUAUAAUUUAAAAGAACUCGAAGAAUCACAAAUCAUAAUCGAUAUUGUCCAAAAGAAGAAAGAUAUAUUUUGCACUUGUUUUUUACUUUUUCAAAACUAACGCAAUGUGUGAAUAGUACACAUGGCGAGUAUUAAGAUUUUUUUAAAUGCUCAUUUAUCGCUUAAGCGAUCGAAUCGUAGAUAUGAUAUGUAUGAUAUGACGAACUUACUGCCGUUUUAAGGUGUGCACAAGUCGUUGAAAGUUCCUUCCUAGGAAUCUCCGUGAAAAAAUCUCCUCUUUUCAUCUCUUUUUUUUUGUUUUAUUUAUUAUAAAUAUAUAUGUAGAUAUAUAUCUCCCUUUUGUUUCUGUAAAUAUGUGCUCGUUAUGUACUCUUUGUGGAAAAAUCUCGAGAAUUGGAAGAAUAUAUGAAAGAAUAUUCGUUUUAAUAUUGUAGUAAUAAUAUAUACAUUGAGGUAUUGUUUAUAUAUUAGGUUUUAUCGAUAUUUUUUACAAUUAGUUUCGCAUGCGAUUAUUCGAGGAAUGCGAAUAAUAUUGCUUUGGCACAUCUUUGGCACAAAUUUGCCUCUGCACUUUAUAAUAACUACACUUUGAUAAUUACAAUUGUGACUCACUGACUCACACGUCUUUUGAUCUGCAAAAAUCAAAUUUUCCUAAACUGCGACUAAACAGAAAAAAAAGAAAAAAAAACGGACAAAUAACUGUACGAAUCAUAUGAGUCUCAAUAGAUAGAAUAAACCGUACGAGAGAAUAAUACACGGUGUUUCACUUUGAAAACAACACUUUUUGAUGACGAUGAGAUAUAUGUAAGGUUCUAGUUAAGAAAAAAAUCAAUUGCAUACUAGGAAAGUCUGUUAGACGUUCUUUUGUGAUGUUGUCGAAAGAAACGUGAUGAACAGAAGUGAAUCAUCCAGCAUAUAACAGCCUAUGAGAUGCGCAAAGUGUAAUAAUUUUUUUGCAUCGCGUGCAAUAAUAAGAUUUCAAUAAUCACUAGCGCACCUAAUUCUCUAACAUUUAAAUAAGAUGAAAAUAGAGCACAUUACAUAUUUUGAAUAACGCUACUGUAUUAGAACCGCGGAUGAAUCUUUACUGUAAUUAUGAGCGAUUGGACAUUACACAACACUGUCUAAGACACUGUGUUUCGUAUACACGCGCAGAAUUUCAAUGCUGACGUUUAAUUUGUCAUAUUUAAUUUCUAUAAAAUGAAAAAAAGAUGUAGCAGCAGAAUCGAUAAUUCAAUCCGACGAAUAUAUUAUAAUUUUAUUCUUGUAUACCACUGCUGUACUUUUAUGUUGCUUUAGCUGCAUAGAUUGAACAAAAGAAAAGAAAGCAACAUAUUACUUGUG